Messenger RNA from Triticum aestivum (bread wheat), 2588 nucleotides. RefSeq lists its product as uncharacterized. The record is from RefSeq and is a predicted model, not a curated record. The coding region runs from base 130 to 2259 and encodes 709 amino acids. The transcript is spliced from 6 exons. NCBI's taxonomy places the organism in Eukaryota, Viridiplantae, Streptophyta, Magnoliopsida, Poales, Poaceae.
UUAUAAUUACCCCAUUAAUUCCUGCGAUUUUUACAUUUACCCCGAGCAAUAUAUAUAUGUGCCGAUUUGGUCGCCGAGAAACACAACAAAUCCAGAGAAGUAAAUAACUAAAAUAUCAGCAGCAAAACAAUGGUGAACUCGCUAGGGCCACACCACUCUUCUUCUUCUUCUUCUUCUUCCUCCACCUCUCGAUCGGGCCAGCGUCCCGCCUCGGGAUUUGCUAGGCUGCUCUGGACCAACUCCUCCUCCUCCUCCUCUGCUCGCGCGCCCGUGGAAAAAUGCCGCCUCCGCCUCCCCGCCUGCUGCUCUACUUAUACCUGCCACUCGCCCUCCCGCCUAGCUAGGACCAUGUCGGCGAGCGCCAUGGAGGACCUCCGCGCCAAGAGCAUGGCGUGCGCCGGGGUCGGGGGCGGGGAGGCGUCGUCGUCCGCAGCGGCCAGCGCCGCCGCGUCCAGGAUCAUCGCGCAGUGGGCCGCGCGGCGCCGGCAGGCCUGCGAGCAGAUGGUGCUCGGCGGGCUCGACCGCCGCGACCGCGACUCGGAGCUCAUGGCGCUCGCGCGCCUCCACGCCGUCUCCACCAUGCUCGACGCCUCCUCCUUCCUCCGCGCCCGCGCCGACGCCAACGACGACGACGACGACGACGGGAGGCGCGCGCGGUCGCCGGAGCGCGCACUCGUGCGGCGGAUCGCGCGUGAGUGGACGGCGCCCGCGCCCGCGCAGCCGCAGGGCUCCCCGCGCGGCGGCAACGACGGCGGCGUAGGCGAGGAGUGGCUGGGCGAGACGGAGCGCGAGCGCGUGCGGUCGGUGCGGGAGCGCGUGCGCAGGGCCAGCCAGGGCGGCGACGGCGGGGACGGCCACGCGCCGGGGCUCCGCUGGCGGCAGGCGCGCGCGCCGACCGCCGCCAGGCGCAUGUCCAUGGAGCGGCUGCGCGAGCUCCAGGGCCUCUCGGAGCACCGCGCUGUGUCCUCCUUCGCCCACCGCGGGCGCAUCCAGUCCAUUCUGCGAGGCAGAAUCAUUGGUGGUGGAAGGCCUACGCGGGACGACGUGACGAUUUCUACGGCAGCCGGAGAAUCGGGACAGAUUACACAGAGUCGUCCUGGAUCUGGAGCAGAAAACAUCACCAGUGAUCAAGCAACUCACCUGGAGAAUGCUUCUGCCAACCAUGAGAUCAUCCAGACGCUUCAGCCAGCACAAGAUCAGCCCGACAACGUACCAAACACCAGUGAUGCUCUGCAGGAUGGCCAGCUUGAUCAGGCACAAGACAUGCACGGGUACCAGGAGUACUCGUCGGACUCGGGGUCCUCGGCGCAGAGCGGCGAGCACUCCGGCUCUUCCUCCGACGGCAACGGCAGCGCGCGGCAGGAAGCCAUAGCUUACGUGCAGCCUCCACCCAGUGUGCAGUGGCCAGGGGAGACAUCGGGAUCGGGUGCUAGUGGCCAGGAAGCAGAGGAGGAGGAGGAGGAGUGGCAUGUCAUUGAUAAUCCAGAAGCUGAAGCACAGCAAUGGCGGCCGGAAGAUCUAGGCGGCUUCGCUCGGCAUAACCGUCUCCAGGAAGACGCGCUCUACGGAAUGUACAGGGCUGAGCUCAGAGAACUCCUAAGCAGGCGCAGCGUCUCCAAUCUGCUCAGCAGCGGCUUCCGCGAGAGCCUGGACCAGCUCGUCCACUCGUAUGCUCAGAGGCAGGAGCAUGACCCUCCAGCUCCACUCAACCAAGACCAUGUUCAACACCAGCGGAUCGGUGGAUCAGACCGGGCCGAGCACGCCGCCGCCGGUGCGCAGCCUGCCGCCGGCCAAAGGCAGCAGCGGCGCUGGCGGAUGGUGCCGCCUCGUCGUGACUGGAACCGGCAACCUGUGCACCGCCCAGAUGAACUUGAAGUUGAUGAGGCCAUCCACGACCUGCGGGACGACAUGGCCGUGCUCCAGCGCGGGAUGGCCAGCACGCAGCAGAUGCUGCAGGCGUGCAUGGAGAUGCAGGUCGAGCUGCAGAGGUCCAUCCGGCAGGAGGUCGCCUCUGCCAUGCACCGCUCUCUGUCCCUCCAUGGGACAGUUAGAUGGUACGAUGAUGGAUCACAGUGGGAGCUGGUGAGGAAAGGGACCUGCUGCAUCUGCUGCGACAGCCAGAUCGACUCGCUUCUCUACAGGUGUGGGCACAUGUGCACCUGCUCAAAGUGCGCCCGCGAGCUGCUCCGCGGGGCCGGCAAGUGCCCGCUGUGCCGCGCGCCCAUCGUCGAGGUCGUCCGGGCUUACAGCAUAAUCUGACAGGUCUUUAUAUAGAACAGAAGGAAAACAAGGAAGCAAACAGAAGCUGUCUACUAGAGGAGAGGAGUGUUUUAGUCUGACUGGAACUGGAAGGACAAGGGUUAUGUGCUCGCUAGGGGUUUUGCAAGUUUCUGAAACUAGUGUCGAAUUUCUCCAUUGCUUUUUCCGUGGCCUCCAUUACCAUGCCGAUGUGCCAUCAUACAAACUUUUAAUCCAAUUACAUUGUAAUGCAAUAAAUUAUCAAUGAGAUUAUUCUCUAGAAACUUUUAAUCCAAUAACAUUGUAAUAAUGCAGUAAAUUAUCAAUGAGAUUAUUCUCUAGAAACUUUA